UCAACUACCCACCAGCUUGACAUUUUCCCUCACUUUCCCACCUCAUAGAAAACUCACAGAAGCUUUGUUUCUCUUUCAUCUCUAUUGGGUAGAAUUGGUAUUUAGAAACAGAAAGAGAGAGAGAGAGAGAGAGAGAGAGAGAGAAAGAGAGAGGGGUGAGGGGGAGAUUUGGAGGUGAAGAGAUGAAGAGGCUAAAGAGCUAUUACAUGCAUCUGAGACACCAUCAAAGCAUGGAGAGAAAGUGGAUCUUCCCAUUAGCUAUCGGUUCCAUAGUUUCACUUUUUCUUCUAUUCCUCACGACGCUAACCUCACCCGAUGGUACGCCUCUUCUUCCGUUCUACCGCUCCAUUCCGACAUCGAAUUCCGUUUUCGUUGAAUCGAAGCUGCACCCAGUUCCCAUUUCUUAUCUCCCUCCGCCUCCUCGUUUCGCUUACCUCAUAUCUGGUUCCAAUGGCGAUGGAAAGAUGCUCAAGCGCACCCUUCAGGCUCUCUAUCAUCCCCGUAACCGCUAUGUCGUGCACUUGGACCUCGAAUCGCCUCCCGAAGAGCGAUUGGAUCUGCAGAAUUACGUUAAGGACCACCCCACUUUUGUCAAAUUUGGUAACGUGAAGAUGAUCACCAAGGCCAAUCUCGUCACUUAUCGGGGACCGACUAUGGUGGCUAAUACGCUUCAUGCCGCUGCGAUCUUGUUGAGGGAAGACGGCGAUUGGGAUUGGUUUAUCAAUCUCAGUGCCUCGGAUUACCCUCUUGUUACUCAGGAUGAUCUGCUACAUACGUUUUCGUACUUGCCGCGUGAUCUCAAUUUCAUCGACCAUACCAGUAAUAUUGGCUGGAAAGAGUACCAACGGGCAAAACCGAUAAUUAUAGAUCCGGGGUUGUAUAUGACAAAGAAACAAGAUGUUUUCUGGAUUACACAGAGGAGAAGUGUGCCGACCGCCUUCAAGCUUUUUACAGGUUCCGCUUGGAUGGUGCUUUCUAGGCCUUUCAUUGAUUACUGCAUAUGGGGAUGGGAUAACCUACCGCGAACUGUUCUCAUGUACUAUUCCAACUUUAUAUCAUCCCCAGAAGGAUACUUUCACACGGUCAUUUGUAAUGCUCAAGAGUUCCGCAACACAACUGUGAAUUCUGACCUCCACUUUAUAUCAUGGGAUAACCCUCCAAAGCAGCAUCCCCACCAUCUUGACCUUGCUGACAUGCGAAAGAUGGUUGACAGUAAUGCUCCUUUUGCAAGGAAGUUCCUGCAAGACAAUCCAGUGCUUGACAAAAUUGAUUCCACGCUCUUGAAUAAGGGUCCAGGCAUGCUUGUUCCUGGUGGUUGGUGCAUAGGAAGUAAGGAAAAUGGAACUGAUCCGUGCUCUGUUAUUGGUAAUACCACAGUCCUCAGACCUGGCCCUGGAGCAAAAAGGCUGGAAGUUUUAAUCAGCUCUCUAUUGUCAAGUGAGAAUUUUCGACCAAGACAGUGCAAAUAACAAGGUCCCCGAACUUUUUUAGGAAGUGAUUCUUGUGCAAAUUGAGUUAGUUUUACUUAAAGAUGGAAGCAGGCACGAUAUUACAGUGAUAAAGAAAAUGGCGAAAGUAAUUAAGACACAUCUCUGCUUUACAGAUUGCCAAGGAUGAGAUGGAUUUGGCAGAAUGAUAUGGAUUACAUAUAGCGCUGUGACUGAUUCCUACUGUGAUGACAUGGUAUGCGAGCACGAACUGAUCACUAGGGUAGCACACAUUUUCACCUUUUGUAUUUUGGAAAACCUUUGAAACUGUAUUUACCAUGGUCCAGCCAGUUUUCAUGCAGUAGUAAGUUUUGUUGUGGACCAAAUGAUGUUUUGUAAGAAUUAAUGGGAAAAAUGAGUGUCUGGAAGAAAAAAAAUUAAAGAAAACGAAUCAUCCUUGCGUGAUUCUAUCUUUAAUUCAGGAAUGGUUUCCAUCAUAUUGAAAGGGAAAUUUGGUGUUUGCUAAACAUGUUUAGUAGGCACAUAUAAUAAUUAUCCAUGCA
Ziziphus jujuba (common jujube) is the source of this 1990-nucleotide messenger RNA. RefSeq names its product beta-glucuronosyltransferase GlcAT14A. Gene Ontology annotation, molecular function: glucuronosyltransferase activity. The record is from RefSeq and is a predicted model, not a curated record. Bases 183 to 1469 code for a protein of 428 amino acids. Gene Ontology annotation, cellular component: membrane. The transcript has 4 exons. NCBI's taxonomy places the organism in Eukaryota, Viridiplantae, Streptophyta, Magnoliopsida, Rosales, Rhamnaceae.